GGAGAAGAUGCAUGUCCUGUUCAGAAUCUGAUGUUUUCAAUACUAUUCUAGAAGAACAUGGUGCCCUAGAGAAACAUACUAAACAUGAACGAAGCAGUUCCCUCAUGGGAAGAAUCAAGAAGUUCCAGUGUACAGGGACCAUUGUGUACUUCUGCAGAUCUCGUGGCCAUGGAUUUAUAAAGCCGGACAAGGAGAUGAAGGAGGGAGGUGAAGAGGAGGGGAAGGAGGAUAAAGAACCGGAAAACAUAUUCGUUCAUAUCUCAGAUAUUGAUAAUGAUUUUGAGCCAAGAGCUGGAGAUAGGGUUGGCUACCAAAUCCUUCCUAUGCCCCCAAAGUUUGAGAAAUAUCAGGCUGUGCACGUUCAUGUGAUUGGAAUGACCCAGCAGCGGCACAAGGCCUGGACUAGCAUGCAGACACCAGAAGAGAUUCAGCAGGAGACUAUCGAGAUGAAGAAGGAUGUAAAGGAUACAACUCCUGCAGCUGCUGAUGUUUAAUUCUUGAACCAAAUAUCAUCAAAAUAUAAAAUCUGAAUUUUUUAGUGUGUCAAUUUUAUUGUUUACUUUUACCCAACCUGUACAAUGUACAGUGUACAUUAUAAUUGUACAUUGUACAGUAUAAAAUGGCUAGUGUAUUUAACUACUGUGUACAGAGCCAUAUUCCAGCCAUAUUUAUGCAAUAUUUUUUUUAAUAAACUAUUUUAAUCAUUGUAA
Messenger RNA from Eurytemora carolleeae, 710 nucleotides. RefSeq names its product cold shock domain-containing protein CG9705. NCBI's taxonomy places the organism in Eukaryota, Metazoa, Arthropoda, Copepoda, Calanoida, Temoridae. The record is from RefSeq and is a predicted model, not a curated record. Gene Ontology annotation, molecular function: mRNA 3'-UTR binding. Gene Ontology annotation, cellular component: cytoplasm. Gene Ontology annotation, biological process: regulation of mRNA stability.